UCCUUUAACCAUAACAAUACCAUAAAACAUAAACCUACAAAAAUCAAGCCCCCCUUUCCUCUUUCUCUCUCCCCAAUCUCUUCUCCCUCCUCCAAGAUGGCCAUCCGGGUCGGGCUCUUCCUCCUGAUCCUCGCCCUUGCCAUGCUAUCGGCCGGGUCAUCGCUCUCCUUCGACGACCCCAGCUUCUCAUCCAUCACCCGCUUCGACAUCGACCCCACCCGCUCCCACAUCAUCGGCGUCGGGAAAGUCGGCGAUUUCAUCGACGAGGACGAGGAGGGGAUGGUGGGUACGGAGUUCACCCGGCGCGUCUUGGCGGCACAGAGGUACAUCAGCUACGGUGCGCUCCAGGCGAACAACGUGCCCUGCACCAAGCGUGGCCGGUCGUACUAUAACUGUAACAAGAGGGGGAAGGCUAACCCUUACUCGCGCGGGUGCAGCUACAUUACGCGGUGCGGUAGGGUCACCGGGCGAUGAGCGAGAGAUGAUCAGAGAGAAAGUACGUCGUGCGGGAGAGAGAGGCUGAAGAUGGAUGAAGGAUUUGGAUCCAAUCCGGGUUUUUUUUUUUUUUUUUUUUAAAUUACUGGUAAUCUAUUUAUUUUAUUUUCUUUUGUAUGUUAUUUUGUUGGUUUAAUUUGAAGUGAAUGGGAUAUUGAGGAGGGUGCAAUGAGGUGAAGAGGUUUAAAAUUACAUGGGGAGAGUGAUUCUCCUUUUGUGAAUGUAAUUGCACUCCUACUUAAUUGUUCAUUUGAUUUGGAUCCUUAUGGUUGGGUAAUAAAAUUGUUAAUGUAUUACGUA
Molecule: messenger RNA, 795 nt
Organism: Rhododendron vialii
Lineage: Eukaryota; Viridiplantae; Streptophyta; Magnoliopsida; Ericales; Ericaceae
Product: rapid alkalinization factor-like
Exons: 1
Coding region: 97-474 (125 amino acids)
Source: RefSeq, a predicted model, not a curated record